This is a messenger RNA of Phytophthora infestans T30-4, 546 nucleotides long. RefSeq lists its product as uncharacterized. The transcript is spliced from 4 exons. Lineage: Eukaryota; Oomycota; Peronosporomycetes; Peronosporales; Peronosporaceae. Bases 1 to 546 code for a protein of 181 amino acids. The record is from RefSeq and is a predicted model, not a curated record. Gene Ontology annotation, cellular component: extracellular region.
AUGUUUGCCGGUGUACUGGCAUUGAUCGAUAUGGCGGAAUUGCCACAUCUGCUGCAACGUGCGGCACGGACCACUGAGAUCCCGGACCAGGCCACAAUUGACAAGAUGUGCGCCCAGGGUUCCCAAUGGGGCUUUUGUGGGUUGGGUUACCCCAGGGUUACCCACCCGUCCACCCCUUACGAGCAAAAUGUGGGGCUACAAAAAACCAUUAUCCAACCACCCCAGCAACCUCUUCGACCCACCCAAUGUCUUGAGAAAACCCGGGUUUUCCAGAACACUGUGUGCGCCUCGACUGCCUGCAACACCCUGCUCGCUGACGUGAAGGCCAUGAACCUGGAGGAGUGCCAACUGCCGGUCGGUGUCAGUUCCAACCUGAAGGCCGACCUGGUAGUCUACGUGCCGUCCAACUGCUCAUCGACGUCGGCUCCAAGCCCGGACUCGCCUGCCACAAACACACCUGUUGUCGACAUCCCGACGACGCCAGACAACUCGACGAACCAGGCCGAGCACACUGCCGCGCUAACCAAGACCCCCAUCGCUUGCUAA